Messenger RNA from Ziziphus jujuba (common jujube), 1272 nucleotides. RefSeq names its product plastid division protein PDV2. NCBI's taxonomy places the organism in Eukaryota, Viridiplantae, Streptophyta, Magnoliopsida, Rosales, Rhamnaceae. The record is from RefSeq and is a predicted model, not a curated record. The transcript is spliced from 2 exons. Gene Ontology annotation, biological process: chloroplast fission. Bases 253 to 1143 code for a protein of 296 amino acids.
GAAAAAAACAAAUAAUUUUCUAAGGCUAAUCUAUUUGGUGAGGCCUGAGAGAGCACCAGAAUCACUCAGAAAGCUGAGACUUUAUUUUGGCGGUUCUCGCAAACUUUUCCUCCAUUUCAACACCAAAUAUUAAAAAAAUCCUUCCAAACCCAUCUUCUUCAUUUUCCCACUGACCCAUUUUCUCUAUUUUCUGCUCCAAAUUCUCUCUUUUAGCUUUUCAGAGAGAGAGAGAGAGAGAGAGAGAGAGAGAGAAUGGAGGAAGAAGGCAUUGGGUUGGUCCUGGCUAGGGCCACUGAGCUUCGAAUGAAGAUCAGCAACUGCAUCCACAAAGCAACAACCACUCCACACAAACUCCAAGAUAACCCACCACCAGGAAAUAAAAAUGGACUUCCUAGGGAAGACGAACCGUUUGGAGGACAAGAUGAAGAUGAAGAUGAUGAGGCACAUAGGCUUUUGAAUAUCUGCGAUGCCCUUGAAUCCCUCGAGACCCAGCUCUCUAAUUUGCAGAAUUUGCAACAGCAACAGCUAUAUGAAAGAGGGGUUGCCCUUGCUGAGAUUGAACAAAGCCGCAAAAUGUUACUUGAUAAGCUUAAGGAGUACAAGGGGGAAGAAGUGGCAGUGAUAAACGAGGCAUCUGCAUUUGCUGGUGAAACAGUUGAGCAUAACAAUGAUCUCCUGCUUCCUCCAUAUCCAAGCCGCCCUCCGAAUCCGUUGCGGUUAGAAAAUGGCUAUUUGUCGCAUUUCCAUUCAUCACAGAAACGAAAUGGACACAUUAGCAGUGAUCAUUCCAAUGAAGCAAAGGAGAAUCUGAGUGAAUCAGAACAAAAUGGGUCCAAAAACCCAAGAGGGAUCGGUUGCUUUCUAGGUGCAGCAGCCAAGACAGUAUUUACCGUUGUUGGUGUGGUAUCUAUUUUGAGUCUAUCUGGUUUUGGGCCAAAUUUUGUGAAGAAAGGUACACGUUUCAAGGUUCUGGGCCUCUUUCAGCAACAAGCAAAUGAAGAAAGAAGAUUAAAAAUCAAAUGUCCACCUGGGAAAAUCCUAGUGAUGGAAAAUGGGGAGGCUCGAUGCCUUGUGAAAGAGAGAGUUGAAGUUCCAUUUUCUUCUGCUAUUGCAAAACCAGAUGUAAAUUAUGGGUGCGGUUAGUUUAGCGUUUAUACUCCCUCUUGCUGUAUAUUUCGUUUCUAUUUGACAUGGUGAAUUGGAAAUUUCUUCCAGGGCCAAAGUUUUAUCUUCUUGUUUUCCAUAUAUAAUAUAUUUUUAAUAAUUAGUGAA